Molecule: messenger RNA, 1705 nt
Organism: Phoenix dactylifera (date palm)
Lineage: Eukaryota; Viridiplantae; Streptophyta; Magnoliopsida; Arecales; Arecaceae
Source: RefSeq, a predicted model, not a curated record
CUCUCUACAAAGUCCCCUCUCUCCCCUUCCACUUCUUCCCUACUUAAACCCCAAGUCCCCAACCCCAUCCUUCCCAUUCCUAAGCUUUCCCCACCACACACUCAUAGAAAGAUUUUAUCAAGAGCUAGUGGAUUAAGAGACAUACAGAUUUAGAUAGAGUAAACCCCACAAAAUCUAUAAAUAGAUAUACAGAUAGGGGUGGUAUUAGAAUGAGAGAGUGUUGUAGUAAUAAGAGAGAAAGAGAGAUGGGAGGAGAAGAAGAGAAGGCUUUGAUUCCGGGCUUACCGGAUGACAUAGCUUUGGACUGCCUCGCCCGAGUCCCCCACCGAUUCCACUCGAGCCUCCGUCCCGUUUGCCGGCGAUGGCGGGAUCUGGUCACCGCCCCCUUCUUUUACGAACACCGGGACAGGAUUGGUUCCGCGGAGGACCUGAUCUUCCUCGUCCAAGCCCUCGUCCCUGUAGGGAAUGGGCAUCAGGAGACCGCCGGUGAGGUUAAGGAACAAGGGAAGGAGAUGGCCGCUGCCGCCACCAAGUGCCGGCCGCCGGUGUAUGGAUUGAGCCUCUACAACGCGACGCUCGGGGAGUGGCGCCGCCUGGCCGUGGCGGAGCCGGUGCCGAUGUUCGCCCAGUGCGCGGCGACCGGCGGGAAGGUGGUGCUCGUCGGGGGUUGGGAUCCGGUGACGCUGGAUCCGGUGGAGGAGGUGAGGGUUUUGGAUCUGGUGACAGGGCGGUGGCGGAGGGGUGCGUCGAUGGUGGCGGCGCGGUCGUUCUUCGCGUGCGCGGCGGCCGGGGGGAGGGUGUUUGUGGCCGGGGGGCACGACGGGCAGAAGAACGCGCUCCGGUCGGCAGAAGCGUACGACGUGGCGACCGACCAGUGGGCGGCGCUGCCGGAGAUGGCGGAGGAGCGGGACGAGUGCCAGGGGGCGGCGGCGGCGGCGGCGGGGGGGAAGUUCUGGGCGGUGAGCGGGUACGGGACGGAGAGCCAGGGGCGGUUCGACGCGGCAGCGGAGUGGUACGAUGCGGAGGCUGGGGAGUGGCGGAGGGAGGAGGGGGUGUGGGAGGUGGGGGACGCCGGCGGCGGGUUCGGCGGAGCGGCGUGCUUCGCGGCGGCGGGGGAGUUGUGGUGCGUGGAUGUGCGGAGGGGUGUGAGGGGGUACGAUGGGAUGGGGAGGGGAUGGAGGGCGGUGGCGGGGGUGCCGGAGAUGCUGAGGUCGAGCCCGUGCGCCGCGGCGAUGGGCGGCGCCGCAGCCGGAGAGAGGGUUUUCGUGAUGGGGGCGGAGGGGGAGGGAGCUCAGGGAGGGAGGCACGGCGGUUGGGUGUUCGAGAUGGGGAGCAAGAAGUGGACGCGUGUGGAGACGCCGACCGGCUUCACGGGGUUCGUCUACUCGGCCGCUGCGGUUCGGCUUUGAGAGUCCGUGAACCGGCCGGUCCGUUGGUAUUUUUGUUUUUCUGGAGUUAUCUUCUUAAUAUUAGGUUUUAGAUGAUGGUAUUAGUAAUAGUUUUUAAUUAUGACUGUGAUUAGUAGCAGCUGGGUACACAUGAUAUAUGAAGCUUGGGAGUUGUGAAAGGCUUAUGCAGUAGAUGAGGAUUGAGGAGAGAGGAAUGACUACUGUGUUUAUGGUCAUUGGUGAAUGUUUAUGAUGAAUGGGCAAUAUAUGUCUGCUUUGAUAUAUUUUGGGUUUCAAUGAUCUACUUUUCUCUUGAA